AUGGAGCGUGGCCUGACUGCAACUGGAAUGAAUAUCCAGCCUGGAGAGGGCCUUCAACUGAGGGGGAGCAUCUUACCAGAUUCUGAAGAAUUUGUUGUGGAUCUGGGCAAAGACUCAGACAACCUCCUGCUUCACUUCAAUCCAUGCUUUUUCAGGCGCGGAGAUUCGGUGAAUGCUGUUAUCUGCAACUCCAAGCAAGAUGCGGUAUGGGGAGAAGAGGAAAAAGUAGAAAUCUCUUUACCAAUGGUGGAGAAAAUCAAGGUCAUCUUCACAUUCCGUGCUUCUGAAUUGCAGGUGAAAGUGGACGAUGCUUUCAAUAAGAUCCGGUUGGAAGAAGGUUACCUGAAGAAGUUGGAACCACCAGAAGUUCCCACAGAAUUCUUUCCUGACCUAUUGGACGUGGGGGUCAUUUUCCCCAAUCGACUGGGCCUGAAAGCCAUCCAGUAA
Hemicordylus capensis (graceful crag lizard) is the source of this 447-nucleotide messenger RNA. RefSeq names its product 16 kDa beta-galactoside-binding lectin-like. Bases 1 to 447 code for a protein of 148 amino acids. Gene Ontology annotation, molecular function: carbohydrate binding. The record is from RefSeq and is a predicted model, not a curated record. NCBI's taxonomy places the organism in Eukaryota, Metazoa, Chordata, Lepidosauria, Squamata, Cordylidae. The transcript has a single exon.